Molecule: messenger RNA, 648 nt
Organism: Amborella trichopoda
Lineage: Eukaryota; Viridiplantae; Streptophyta; Magnoliopsida; Amborellales; Amborellaceae
Product: cell number regulator 2
Source: RefSeq, a predicted model, not a curated record
UAGCCCCUUGAUGCCAAUCUUCUCAUUCACCCACCAUGAAUGUUGCAAGCUCAAGACCACCUCAGUGGACCACAUCUCUCACUGGCUCCUGUGAUGAUGGAGUCUUAUGUUGCAUAACAUGCGUUCUUCCUUGCAUUACUUUUGGGCAAAUUGCAGAAGUCCUGGAUGAGGGACAUACAUCAUGUCUUGUCCAUGGUUUCAUUUAUGGAUUACUGUGGACUAUGGGGUGCCAUUGUCUACACUCAUGUACAUAUCGUGGUAGGCUCCGAGAGAAGUAUAAUCUCCCCGAGGAGCCCUGUAAUGAUUUUUGUGUCCAUUGGUGCUGCGAUGCCUGUGCUUUGUGUCAAGAAUAUGCAGAGCUCAAGAACCGGGGAAUAGACGCAUCUCAAGGCUGGAAGGGUCCACCAAAUGUCCCACAUCCGGUGCCUCCUAUGCCUCCUUCGAUGUACAGAUGAGCCCCCAGUCUUCAUGCAAUGAGCUUCUCAAAUAAAUGGGGCAUGGCGAUAAACCUUGCUUUUGUAUUUUGCUUUUGUUUGUAAUGUUUGUCGUAGCUCUUGUGAUGCUUCUUUUGCUUAUUGGUUUUCUUAUGUUCCUAAUCCCCCUAUAGUUUAAAGUUCAAGCAUGUACUCGUUAAAUAUUGUUCCCAAA